Spodoptera exigua (beet armyworm) is the source of this 2683-nucleotide messenger RNA. Lineage: Eukaryota; Metazoa; Arthropoda; Insecta; Lepidoptera; Noctuidae. The record is from the annotation of a GenBank genome assembly.
CAAUUGCCAAAUCAGCCAGCCUCUCCCGUCUGCUGAAAAUUAUUAUAAAAUCCCAAUAACAACUAAUUUCUGAAUGAAUACUAAAUAAAACGGUGAUUUAUUGCAUAUGUGGCUAGACUCGAGUUGCUGCAAGCACACUUGAUCAGCGAUAUGGCCACGUAUGAGGAGUUUAUUCAGCAGAAUGAAGAUAGAGAUGGAAUACGUUUCACGUGGAAUGUAUGGCCUUCAAGUAGAAUCGAGGCUACUAGGUUGGUGGUACCAUUGGCAUGUUUGUACCAGCCGCUGAAGGAAAGGCCAGAUCUGCCACCGAUUCAGUAUGAACCUGUGUUGUGUACACGAAAUACAUGCAGGGCGAUCUUGAAUCCUAUGUGCCAGGUGGACUACAGAGCCAAGUUAUGGUCCUGCAACUUCUGUUUCCAGAGAAACCCUUUCCCUCCGCAAUAUUCAGCGAUAUCGGAGCAGCAUCAGCCUGCGGAGUUGAUCCCCAACUUUUCCACCAUAGAGUACACUAUUACUCGGGCGCAGACAAUGCCUCCUAUCUAUCUUCUGGUGGUGGAUACUUGCCUGGAUGAGGAGGAACUCGGAGCACUGAAGGACUCACUCCAGACUUCCCUCAGUUUAAUGCCACAGAAUGCUCUUGUUGGUUUAAUUACAUUUGGUCGUAUGGUGCAGAUACAUGAGCUUGGUACAGAAGGCAUAUCAAAAUGCUACGUGUUCAAAGGCACCAAAGACCUGACAGCGAAACAGAUUCAAGAGCAGUUGGCGAUCGGUCGUGUGAACGCUCCAAAUCCACAACAGAGACCAGGCGCCCCCGCGCCGCAGCCACCAGCGCACCGCUUCCUACAACCUGUCAAGACUUGUGAUAUGGCAUUAACUGAUUUGCUUGGCGAACUUGGAAGGGAUCCAUGGCCAUUGGGUGUAGGAAAGAGACCUCUACGAAGCAGCGGAGUUGCUCUCUCUUUGGCAGUUGGUCUUUUGGAAGUGACUUAUCCCAACACUGGUGGUAGGAUCAUGCUGUUCCUCGGAGGACCUUGCUCCCAAGGCCCAGGUCAGGUCGUCAAUGAUGAGCUGAAGCAGCCUAUUCGUUCCCACCACGAUAUUCACAAGGAUAACGCUAAGUACAUGAAGAAGGCUAUCAAGCAUUACGAAGCUCUUUCUCUAAGGGCGGCGACAAAUGGCCAUUCGAUUGAUAUUUACUCUUGUGCUUUGGAUCAGACUGGUCUUAUGGAGAUGAAGCAGUGUUGCAAUUCUACUGGCGGACACAUGGUGAUGGGAGACUCGUUCAAUUCCUCACUGUUCAAGCAGACAUUCCAGAGAGUCUUCGCCAAGGACCAACGGGGAGACUACAAGAUGGCUUUCAAUGGGACUUUGGAAGUCAAAUGCAGUAGGGAACUUAAAAUAUCUGGAGCGAUCGGUUCGUGCGUGUCGCUGAACGUGAAGGGCCCGUGUGUGUCCGACCAGGAGGUCGGCAUGGGCAACACCUGCCAGUGGAAGAUGUGCACCUUCACACCUAGUACUACCAUGGCGAUAUUCUUUGAGGUAGUGAAUCAACACGCAGCGGUCCCGCAGGGCGGGCGUGGCUGCGUGCAGUUCAUCACGCAGUACCAGCACUCCAGCGGACAACGUCGCGUCAGAGUCACCACUGUCGCGCGCAAUUGGGGUGACGCGGCAGUGAGCCUGCACCAUAUAUCUGCCGGUUUCGACCAGGAAGCGGCCGCAGUAGUGAUGGCCCGCCUUGUAGUCUACCGCGCUGAGCUAGAGGACGGACCCGAUGUACUACGCUGGCUUGAUAGGAUGCUUAUCAGAUUGUGUCAGAAGUUUGGCGAAUACGGCAAAGACGAUCCGAACAGCUUCCGCCUGUCUGAGAACUUCAGCUUGUACCCACAGUUCAUGUAUCAUCUGCGACGUUCACAGUUCCUGCAAGUGUUCAACAACUCGCCUGAUGAAACCACUUUCUAUAGGCACAUGUUGAUGCGUGAAGAUCUAACACAGUCUCUCAUCAUGAUCCAGCCGAUCCUAUACUCGUACAGUUUCGGUGGUCCCCCGGAGCCUGUCCUACUCGACACGUCUUCCAUCCAGCCCGACCGCAUCCUUCUCAUGGAUACUUUCUUCCAAAUACUUAUUUAUCAUGGAGAGACAAUAGCGCAAUGGCGUGAAUUGCGCUACCAAGAUAUGGCUGAGUACGAGAGCUUUGCGCAACUUUUGCGGGCGCCUAUCGACGACGCGCAGGAGAUACUGCAGAGCAGGUUCCCCGUCCCGCGGUACAUCGACACAGAGCAUGGUGGCUCACAGGCCCGGUUCCUCUUGUCGAAGGUCAACCCUUCGCAGACCCAUAACAACAUGUACGCGUACGGAGGGGACGGUGGCGCCCCCGUGCUGACUGACGACGUUUCGCUGCAAGUGUUUAUGGAACAUCUGAAGAAAUUGGCUGUAUCGUCCACAGCUUAAAAAACAAUAUGGAGUCUCACUUGCUUCAGAACUGAUGGCUAUUAGGUUCAAAGUCCUUUAUGCAUGUUUGUUCACUUAAAGUUGUACGCGAUUGUUCUGUUGAAUGAAGAAACUCAAUAUUAAGCGAAAACAGCCUUUAUGUACAGUGCAAUUACAGUUUACAUUAACAAAAGUAUUUCUUUACCUACGAGGCAGAAAAGUCGCGUAUCACGUUGACUUUUAUAGUGUUAUGUAC